Molecule: messenger RNA, 2711 nt
Organism: Camelina sativa (false flax)
Lineage: Eukaryota; Viridiplantae; Streptophyta; Magnoliopsida; Brassicales; Brassicaceae
Product: protein ENHANCED DISEASE RESISTANCE 4
Biological process (GO): regulation of defense response to fungus
Source: RefSeq, a predicted model, not a curated record
UCUACUUCGCCCCCACGACAAGAAAUUCUCAUUCUCUCUCUCUCCCCAUUUCCAUCUUUCUCUCUCUAUAUAAUCUUUAAACUUCUGGGGGUUUCCCUUCUUUCACAAUCUCUCUCUCUCUCUCUCUCUCUCUCUCGAAGUUACAACAAAGUCUCUGCAAAAAGAGUUUUACUUUACUUCUGUGGGGAGAUCUUCACAAUCUGUUUCUUAAUCUUUCCUUCUUUCUCUCCAUUUAUUUUCAUUCCGACCCGGAUCCGUAACCAGCUCUCAGAUACCCGACCAAGUCUUCUUCCUCUUCAACAGAGUUUUUAAAAGUCACACACCGCGUUGACCUCCUUCGUCUGGUCUCCCCACUCCUCCAAUUUCCUCUUAAAAACUUGGAACAACAUCACAAAGUUUCAAUCUUUUUAUCUUUGGUUCUCCUCUUUCCUUCUCUUUCUCUGUCUAUGUGUUUGUUUAGGACUCUCUAACUGAUUAGGAAGUUAGAGAGAAUUAAAAAGCCAUCGAAUUUUGGUAACAAGCAAAUGGCGAGCCGGACGGGUCAGAAAAUCCGGUUAGUCAAGUGUCCCAAGUGCUUAAAGAUUCUUCAAGAAGACGAAGAUGUUCCUGUUUAUCAGUGUGGUGGUUGUUCCGCCAUUCUUCAAGCGAAAAGGCGGAACAUUGCUCCAAACAGUACACCAAGUGCAGUAGAGACAGAGAGGGCUCAAGCCAAUGAGCCACCAAGGGAACCUGAAACCAACAAUGUGUCCAGCAACUCGGGGCAGGACACAGUUCUUCCAUCACCCAUUGAGUCUACGGAGAAGGAGCUUGGUGACUUGGAGUUAUCUAAUGGGAAUGAGACAAAUGAAAUUCAACAGCAGGAAUGUUCACUUGGUGAUGAUUCUGAGAAGAAUGAAGGAGAAGACAACUCCAGAUUGAAGUCUGAUAUGAUGAACACCAUGUCAGAAGCUGCUGGAUCUGGGGCUAGCUCUGGAUACUUGAGUGUUGAUCAUGUGGUGGCUGGAAGAGCGAGUAAUUCAUCUGGUAAUGUUGAGAUCUCACCUGAUGCCUCCCCUGUUGAAGAGAAGCAAAGCCCACUUGAUUAUCCUGCAAACAAGACUCCUUCUGCUUAUGAUUUGGUGGCUGUAAAAGCGAGUAAUUCAUCUGAUAAUGUUGAGAUCUCACCUGGUGCCUCCCCUGUUGAAGAGAAGCAGAGCCCACUUGAUUAUCCUGCAAACAAGACUCCUUCUGCUUAUGAUUUGGUGGCUGGAAGAGCGAGUAAUUCAUCUGGUAAUGCUGAGAUCUCACCUGAUACUUCCCCUGUUGAAGACAAGCAAAGCCAACUUGAUUAUCCUGCUAACAAGACUUCUUCUGCUUAUGAUGGGAGUGAGUCUUCAUCUGAAGAAAUGGAAGACCAACUUCUCGAUGAAGACCAACAACAGUGGAAAACUUUUCAGAAAAUAAGAUCAGACAAAUUUGAGAUGCCUAGAUACCCUGGGAACUAUAAGGAGGAAGGUGCUAGUUCCUCCUCCACUUUCUUUGAUAAUAGGCGCAAUGGGAUUACCACAUACAACGAACGGCCUCAGCCGAACAUGUCUCUUCAACUAGAGAGACGAGGAGGGCGUCUUGGCACACAAGGGAGGAGACAUGUGACAGAACAACUUCGGCCUGAAGUGCCUUUCUAUCCGAGAGAACCAUACACACGUCUAAGCCCUUCAUAUCCAUCACAUGAUGAGUUUGACCGCUAUUCCCGUGCACACUCGCUUCAAAUGCCUCCAUACGGUGGAGGCAUGAACCACGAAUUUGUUGACUAUAUGUAUUCCAACAACCCAAGGGCAAGAGGUCGGGGCCAAGGGAGUAGGAUCUCGGGAGAGAUGGCAAGUGACAGAAGGAACCAUCCCGGUUGGUCUUCAGGUCAGCUUCAUAAUUCUAAUUACAGUUCAUAUUCCGCAAGUCCACAGAGACCAAUGGAACAAUCUGAGUAUCAACCGAGAUGGAGCCACGAGAUAGUCUCAGAUGUUGAGGAUCAUCAUCAGCGUAAUAGACAUGCUAAUCACCUCCAUGAGCUACAGAACCGUCGUUUUAAAGAGAGACAACGUGUGGCCAAGCGUCAUGUCCGUCCAACAGCCGGUGGGGCACCUUUCGUCAGCUGUUACAGGUGCUCAGAAAACCUGCAGCUUCCUGUAGACUUUCUCAUCUUCAAGAGGAAGCAUCAUCUUCUCAGAUGCGGCACUUGCACCACUGUUCUCAGAUUCUCACUUCAAUCGAGAACUCAUUUAGUUCCUGCCGUAACACAUGACACUGAUGUUCAUAGGAGUAGCAGUUCAACAGCAGAGUCUCCCAGAGACGGAGCUCCCUCCCAACCCGAAAAGCUGAGCUCCUCUGUUCAGGAUGAGGAGCUACCUGCGGCUAGAGGCUCUCCGCUUCACCGACUAAUGGGAUAUUCUACUGUAAGCCAAGUCUUUAAAGCUUCACAACGUCCACCUUCUGUAUAGAUCUCUGCUUCUGAUGAAGCAACGAGAACUAUAUGCUUCUGAGUUGGGAAGUUUUGCCAUUGGUUUAUCAUUCUUUUUUGCACAUCUGUGUAUAGGUAAAAAAAAUAUGUUUCUGCACUUUUGUUUAAAGUAGAAACCAUGACACUUGUGCAAAAUUAUACAAAAAAGAAGAAGAUAUUGCUCAUCUGUUGUAUAUAUAAUCAUGAUAUGUUUGUAACAAGAUUGAAUUCAUCAUCA